Vicia villosa (hairy vetch) is the source of this 1086-nucleotide messenger RNA. Its product is annotated as S-adenosyl-L-methionine:benzoic acid/salicylic acid carboxyl methyltransferase 3-like. Bases 16 to 1086 code for a protein of 356 amino acids. The transcript has 4 exons. Lineage: Eukaryota; Viridiplantae; Streptophyta; Magnoliopsida; Fabales; Fabaceae. Gene Ontology annotation, molecular function: S-adenosylmethionine-dependent methyltransferase activity. Gene Ontology annotation, biological process: methylation. The record is from RefSeq and is a predicted model, not a curated record.
CUAAAAGAAAUAAGAAUGGACGUAGAGCAGAGAGUGCACAUGAUAGGAGGCCAUGGAGAAGAAAGCUAUGCAAAUAAUUCAUUGGUGCAGGGAAAUGUGAUUUCUUCUACAAAGCUCAUAAGAGAGAAAGUCAUAACUAGUCUAUAUUCCAAUACAUUUCCUAGUAGCCUCACAAUUGCAGAUAUGGGUUGUUCUUCUGGACCAAACACUUUAUCAGUGGUGUCAGAAACUAUCGAGAUUGUAGAAAAAAUUUGUAAAGAGCUAAAUCAUUUAUCUCCCAAAUACAUAGUAUAUUUGAAUGAUCUUGCAGGAAAUGACUUCAACAGUGUCUUUAAGUCACUUGACAGCUUCAAAGAGAAACUAUCUGAUGAAAUCAAAACUGAAAUCGACAAUUGCUAUUUCUUUGGAGUACCUGGUUCUUUCUAUGGUAGAGUUUUUCCUGAUCAAAAUCUGCAUUUUGUCCAUUCCUCUUUUAGCCUUCACUGGUUAUCAAAGGUUCCCGAGGGCUUAAACAAUAAUAAAGGUGCUAUUUACAUCCAAAACACGAGUCCUUCAAAUGUCAUCAAAGCUUACUAUGAGCAAUUUCAAAAAGAUUUUUCCAUUUUCAUCAAGUGUCGUGCAGAGGAAAUAGUUGAAGGGGGUUGCAUGAUUCUAACGUUUUUGGGAAGAAGAGGUGAUGAUCCAAGUAGUAAGGAAUGUUGUUACAUUCCAGAGCUUUUAGCCACUGCACUUAAUGACAUGGUCUUAGAGGGGAUUAUAGAAGAAGAUAAAGUGAAUAAUUUCAACAUUCCUAAUUAUUAUCCAUGUCCGAGUGAAGUGAAAUUUGUAGUUCUCAACGAAGGAUCGUUUAACAUGAAUCACUUGGAGGUGUCAGAAGUAGAUUUAAAUGUUUCUAUUAAUCAAAGUGGAUAUAAAUUUGCACAGGCCAUGAGAGCUGUGUUUGAACCUUUACUAGUUAGUCAUUUUGGCGAAACUAUCAUUGAAGAUGCUUUUAACCGCUAUCAAGAAAUCUUGGCAGAUCGAAUGACCAAGGAAAUAAUAAAGUCAACUUAUUUUACUAUAUCAUUGACUAGGAAAUCAUUAUAA